This is a messenger RNA of Mizuhopecten yessoensis (Yesso scallop), 3048 nucleotides long. RefSeq names its product small integral membrane protein 14-like. NCBI's taxonomy places the organism in Eukaryota, Metazoa, Mollusca, Bivalvia, Pectinida, Pectinidae. The transcript has 5 exons. Gene Ontology annotation, cellular component: endoplasmic reticulum. The record is from RefSeq and is a predicted model, not a curated record. Bases 115 to 420 code for a protein of 101 amino acids.
CUUUGCGUUCAUCCGGGGACUUUGCUAAACCCUGACGUGUCUUUGUUGAUAAAUCUGAGGACAGGCGGAAGUGGAUGAAGUGUUAGAGGUUUAGACGAAAACAUCACAGUGAAAAUGGCUGACGGUUUUGACCCAUGUGAGUGUGUUUGGAAUCAUGAACAUGCCAUGCAAAGACUCAUUAACUUGCUGAGAAACACCCAGUCAUACUGCACAGACAAUGAGUGUUUGACAGACUUACCUGGUGCCAAUACUGCCCCAGAUGGAGGCUUAAACAACAUGAUGCUCAUGAUGUUCGGAUGGGUCGCUUUGGCCACAGCUCUUUUCCUGUUUCGUCCCAGGAGCAUGAGAAAUACUGGCGACUCCAAACCGGCCAGGAACAAUGAUCCCAGUCCCCCUCCUCCGGGUCCUUCUGUUAACUGAAGACAGAAAAGUGGAGCAUGGUUAUAAUCUCACAGUGGCUGUACAACAUUCUGUGUCAUCAUCUGGUGGAGGAUCUAACAUUUCAUUUCUACGACUUUUUUGUCUCAAGAGGGUGCCAUAUUUUUUUAAGGGGACUGUAUAUAUACACAUAGGCAUCUGCUUUCACUGCUGAGCAAAAGAUCAUUAUAUUGAUUGAGAGAAAAAAGAAAACAUUAACUCCACAUGCUAUUGUGAAAAAAGGGAAACACUGUAAUCAGUGAUUGCUACGUUACGUAGGUAAAUUAACUAAAUUUUGAUAUACAUGUAGAUAAUCAUCUGUUACACACUGUUUUAGGAACAUUUUUGGAAGUUUUAACAUGAAAAAUGAAAAUACCUUUUUUGUACACAGUGAGAUAUAGAUACUGUUAAGGGUUUAUUUUGUUUCGUUAAUAAGUGACAUAUUAAAGUCCUUAUUAGAAGAAAAAUGAUUUAACUUAAUGAAAUGAUCUGAAUGUACUGUACAGGUUUUUCAUUUUUAUACAAUUUAUAACCAGGUUAUCUUACAGUUACAACUAUUAGCAGUCAUUGGUACUGCUGACUUAAAAGCAGUCUUAUUUUUUCAAGUUGAAAACUUUUUUCAUGUAAUUCAACACAAAAACUAUCCUCAUCCAAAAAAACUAUCCUCAGUCUGAUGGUCUAAAACUAUAGCUAGUGUAAAUGGUAUCUGAUCUAAAUUGAUAAUUGAUAUUCAUUAGUCUGUGAUAGCAUUUUUUUGCAUGUCAAUUUAUGUAUCCAAUGUUUUGUAGUCGUUAACUUAGUUUUAUUUAUAAACAAAAAGCAUAAAAAUAGUCUUAAACUAUAGAAUUAGUCAAGUGCCUUCUUCAAGGAACUCUAAAGUAGAAAGGAUGCCUAGCUCUGGUAAUUUCCUGUAACAAGUUAAAGCAAUGGCAGUAUUUUGUUCUUUAUUACAAUUGUAUAAUACUGAAAAGUGUUCUAAAUAUAACUACAACACCUGAGUUCCCUAAGAGUAAAAAAUGGUUGGGCUGUUGGAUUUUCUUUUUAAAUUUGGUUUAUAGAUUUCACUUAAUCAUUCUUUGGAUUUUCAAAUUUUUGUGAUUUCAAUUCUUUUUGCCUUUGUUUAUAUUGUUAAGUGCUAUUGAACCAAGUUCAGUAAGUGUUUGUUGUUGCUUCAGAUGUGUAGCCAUUGUUUCACCAUUAUUAUAAUGUAGAAUAGUUUACUAUCAUGGUCAUUUUCUGCAAGGCUUAGGAAGUAUAAAAUCUAGAUGUGUUAGUGUAAAUUAAGAGCAAAUAUUUUCAAACAAAACAGGCAAAUUUCCGAGCAAAUACAAUCUGAAUUUAUCACUUCCAUAAUAUCACACACAGGAAAUCAUUCUAAAACAAAUAAACUCUAGUGAAUUUGAAAUCAAUAAAUAUUAAGUUUAUAAUGUUUGAGCAAUCACAUCUGUUUGAUAUAUAAUGAAGCAAAUCUUAUUAGCCAAAAUCAAGCACAUGAUCAUGACAUAUAUGCGACAUAUAUUCCAUCAUUAUAUCAAUCCAUACUUUACACUACAGUGUAGAAAUAAAAAUAUACUAUAUAAAAUCUUAUAAUUGAAAUAGGUCAAAAAUAGGUAAAUGCUGAGUCCUGUACAUAUAUACACCGUUAUUAAUGUGCAUGAAAUUAAGUAUAGGGUUAAUAGACAAGUGAUAAUGUAAGCUAUAAAAAUGUCAUUGUAGAUAAUACUUCAGUUUUUAUAAUUUCCUGGGCCCAGUUUAAAGCCAUAUAAGCUUACAAGUCAUUAAUGCAUACAAUGAAAUUUUUGGGAAACAUCUGUAAAAUUACAAUAUUUCUCGUAUUUGUUUUUGUCAUCGGAUGAUCGUGUUGGAUCCCUAUACAUGCAGUAUUAGUUCUGAAACAUAAAUUUUUGAAAAUAUACUUUAUAAGAGAGUAGCAUUGACAUUUUGUGAAGCUAAUAGAAUUUUGAUCAGAUGGACCUAGGAAGUUACUUUUGUAUCUGUUUUGGCUGCUAUGCUAUUUUGAAAGACGAGAUUCAGCACAGUUUCUAUAAAUAAAUAAAACAGAAAUUUAACUUUCUAUGUCCUCAUCCAAGUUACACACAUACAUUUUGUUUGGAACAUUUAUCAACCUUUUUCACAACAAUACAUGUUGGGACACUGAAAUAUCAUAAUUAGAUAUUACAGAUUAUUAGCUAGCAGCAAUCUUUUGAAGUAGGCGCUUCGAUUGUCCAUGUUUAAUUAACACUGAUGAUCCUCCUUUUUCAUGUCAAGCAAGAUAUGUCAUGAGUUCAGCAUUAAGUUUGUAUCUAGGCUGAUACCUAUAGAAAAGUGUUACAGAGUGAUGACUGUUGUUACGGUACUGAUAGAGAGUGCUACAAAUUGUAUGUAUUUUAUCUCCACAAAGUCAAUAUUUAGUAAUUACAUACAGUUUAAAGGCGCUGAUCAACGAUAAAGUUUGAAUGAUGUGCAAUGUAUGUAAAGAGAUUAUUGAUUGGUCAGUAAGGAGAAUUGUAGUGUGUAUAAGAUGGUGGGUGAGCUUUUUGUGAUAUAAACGUUUGUUAAUGUUAACGAGCUUGGUGUGAGGUUUAUGGAAAUUACCUAGGGGAGUGGGGGGCUGGGCUGGGCUGGGCUGGG